Drosophila serrata is the source of this 493-nucleotide messenger RNA. RefSeq names its product ribosomal protein L37a (gene RpL37a). Gene Ontology annotation, molecular function: structural constituent of ribosome; RNA binding. Gene Ontology annotation, biological process: translation. Lineage: Eukaryota; Metazoa; Arthropoda; Insecta; Diptera; Drosophilidae. The record is from RefSeq and is a predicted model, not a curated record. Gene Ontology annotation, cellular component: cytosolic large ribosomal subunit; ribosome.
UUGCAUCUCUAUUUCAAUCCCACUCCCAACUCUAUUUCCGCUCUUUCUUUUUUGCACCGUUCGCCACUCAACAUGACGAAGGGUACAUCCAGCUUUGGUAAACGCCACAACAAGACGCACACCCUGUGCCGUCGCUGUGGCCGCAGCUCCUACCACAUCCAGAAGUCGACGUGCGCCCAGUGCGGCUACCCCGCCGCCAAGUUGCGUUCCUACAACUGGUCGGUGAAGGCCAAGAGGAGGAAGACCACCGGCACCGGUCGCAUGCGCCACCUGAAGGUUGUGCGCCGUCGCUUCCGCAACGGAUUCCGCGAGGGAACCCAGGCCAAGCCCAAGAAGGCCGUCCAGGCCGGCAAAUAGGCAGGGAUGCUUCUCCUUCGUCACCCACAACAUAAAUUAGCUGAUAAAUCUUCAGAAAUGGCAGCCGGCAGAGCCGAAAAGCCCCAACAACCAACUGUCGCCGCCGGCAAGCUAAUAAAAGAUCGAGGAUAAUAAA